AUGACUGCUAGUGAUUCAGACAUCCGAGACUUACACUCAAACGUUCGUAAAGUACUUACUACGACGAAAAACCCUCUGGAGAAGCUUCGAUGUCAAUGUUUGUUGCGUGGAGCGAAUGGCAUAUAUGGAUUCGGGAAACAAUUUCGUAUAAUGGAUGACGAUGGAAGCAAGUCUGUAUCCAAAGAAGAGUUCAAGAAAGGUUGUCAUGAUUUCGGCUGUAAUUUAACUCCCGAGGAGGUCGAUGAGCUUUUCAAAACAAUUGAUAAAGAUGGUAGUGGGUCAAUAAUCUUCGAUGAAUUUUUGCGUGCUCUACGCCCUCCUAUGUCAAAUUCGCGAAUAGAGGUUGUCAAGAAAGCAUUUUCAAAAAUGGACAAAACUGGAGAUGGAAAAAUAACGUUGGAUGACCUACGUAACGUGUACCAAGUUAAAUGUGAUGCCAAGUACAUGUCUGGAAGAGCGACUGAAGAUCAAGUUCUAAGAGAGUUUCUAAAAACAUUUGAAAACGAAAAGUCUGUGGAUGGUGUCGUUACAUGGGAAGAAUUUUUGAAUUACUAUAGCGGUGUUAGUGCAUCGAUAGAUUCAGAUUCCUAUUUUGAACUUAUGAUGUGGAAGGCAUUCGGUCUGUAA
Schistosoma turkestanicum is the source of this 627-nucleotide messenger RNA. The record is from the annotation of a GenBank genome assembly. NCBI's taxonomy places the organism in Eukaryota, Metazoa, Platyhelminthes, Trematoda, Strigeidida, Schistosomatidae.